UUGUCCCAACUCAGUGCUGUUUGGGUUCUCGAUCGGUACGGACGGGUUUUCGCGCGCGCGUGUCCAAUAGUUGAAGAGCGUUUCAACCGGUUCGUUUCCCGCGACGUUCUAGAGCGGGUUCUAGAGGGUGUGCGUACUUGCGCGUACUUUAAGUGCUGUGUGUUACAGUUAUCGAGUUUGGAUUCUUCGAUUUGAGCGUUUCGUGCUUGGAGGAAGUUCUGCCCUCGCUAGUCCACGUUCGUAACUCGUUCGGAGCGCGCGCGUCAAAGGAGGUCGGAAGCUUCAGUGUGCACGUGCGGUGUAGAGUUGCGAAGUUCGGGACGCGCCCGGGUUGAGUUUCAAGUCCUGUCGGGUUGAAGUGCGUCCAAAUAAAAUAUCUACGACGGUGAAGAGAGCGUGUGUUGCUGUACUUUGGACACCACAAAAUCAAAAAGCAAAAAACACACAUUCGUGUGACUCAGCGAAAAUAACGCAUAUAGUUUUGAUGGGUGAUUCAAUAUCUCGUGUGCAAACGGUGAAGCGUAAUUCUUGAAGAAGAGCACAGUCACACAUCAGUAGUGUGUGGAUGGAUAAUCAGGCUGAGCUAAUUUCAAUCAAGAAUCAAACCCGGUGACCGGAGCUGGAUUCUCUCGGUAGUGCGAUUAAAGAUAGUGGCAGCGUGGACAACUACGGUUUGGACGUAGGGCGUAUUUCCCUCUCCACAAUCAGAACAUCCAUCACCAGCUGCAACUGCACCCAAACAAAGUCGAAACUCCCACAAAACUACAAAUCUAAAUGAAAGGUGAAAGUGGCACGCCAGAAGGUCUGCUCGCGAAAAAGUAGUCCACGUGAGACUGUCGGUUGGCCAUUCACCGAGAAAAAAAAAACUUUAAGGAAACAAAAUAAGCCAAGUCUCGUCACAGAAGCGGGCCUAAUGUCCGGUCAUUUUUCGGAGACUGCACCGAGAGCAAAGCCCAAAAAAGCAACGAACUUCAGCGGCAGUCAGUGAAAGUACGUCGAAGCAGCUGGACCAUUCGAGUGCGGUUUCGCGAAGCAAUUUUCGGGCUAGCCGGAGAAACCAAAACAAAAACACAAGAAGGGGCGGGGGAAUCGCAGUUUCAGUUGAACGUCCUCUUGCCACACGUGCGGGGGUUAACACCAGAAGAACCAGCUUCGUCAAACGGCCAGGCAAAAUGGCCAAAGACGUGGAGUUUCAAGACAUCGAGUACACGGUCAGUGUGCGGAAAAGUUUUGUUAGCGAAAGCCGAAAACAGACCAUCCUCAAAGGCGUCAGUGGCGUAUUCCGGCAUGGCCAAUUAUCGGCAAUUAUGGGACCUUCGGGUGCGGGCAAAAGCAGCCUGCUGAACGCAAUCUCCGGCUAUCGGAAAACUGGCGUCCAGGGAACCAUCCACAUCAACCGGAAAGCGUCCUGCUACAUCACCCAGGAAGAUCACCACCAGCCUCUAAUCACAGUGGAGGAAAUGAUGCACAUGGCUUGCCAGCUUAAAAUUAAAGGAAAGGCCAACUACGCCGAAACCAUCACCGAUGUGUUGUCCAACCUUAACCUGAACCACCGUCGGAACGUAACGGCGGAUCGGUUGAGCGGUGGCGAACGGAAGCGACUUUCGAUCGCACUCGAGAUGGUGGCCAAUCCGUCAUUUUUCCUGGACGAACCCACCAGCGGACUGGACGAGGUCACGGCGGCCGUCUGUGUUCGGUUGUUCCGCGAUUUAGCGAAGCAAGGUCGGACGGUGGUUUGUACCAUCCAUCAACCGUCGGCCAGUAUCUUUGCGUUGUUUGAUCACAUCUACGUGAUUGCACGGGGCCAGUGCGUGUUCCAGGGAAAUCCAAAGGCGGUGGUCCCGUUCCUGUCGCACAUGCACAUCGAGUGUCCCCGGCACUACAAUCCGGCUGAUUUCAUAAUCGAGAUCUGUGAUAGUGAAACCCAUGAGGUGAUUGCCGCCAUGUCGGAAGCCAUGUACAAUGGGAAGGCCAUCUGUGCCAAGCUGCAACUGCCAACCUCUGCGGGAAAUUCCACCUCCACAGCAUCACCGGCCACCGAGGAAGACGACCAGCCCAGUUCGCUUGAACCAGUGAGCGACUUUGUCAUCAAACCGCUGGUCACGUCGAUGGUGCUGGAGCAGGCCCGGCCGCGGGUGUCCACGCUCGUUCAAAAGAUGAAGCAAAUCACCCGGUUCUUCCACAGUCCGCACGCCGUCUCCGGCUUCGUGCAGUUCUGGGUGCUGUUCCGGCUCAUGUGGACCAAGAUUGUGCGGAACCGGACGGUUCUGUGGAUCCAGUUCCUGCACCACGUGAUUUGUGGGAUGUUUGUUGGACUGAUUUUCUUCAACUCCGCCAACGAUGGAGCGCGGAUGUUCGAUCACCUCAAGUUUUGUUUAGGAAUUUGUUUCUUCUUCUGUUACACACAAGUGAUGGUUCCAAUUUUAAGUUAUCCUCGCGAGGUCAAGCUGGUCAAGAAGGAGUGCUUCAACCGGUGGUACGGCCUGUUCCCGUAUUAUCUGGCGCUCACCCUAUCCCGACUACCCGUGCAAGUGUUCCUCAACGUGAUCUUCACCCUGAUCGUGUACUGGCUGGCUGGCCUUCCUGCCGAACUGUUCCGUUACGCGCUGUUUACCCUGGUCGGGUUGAUCGUAUCGCUGUGCGCGGAGGGCUUUGGACUGAUGAUCGGCGCUACGUUCAAUGUGAUGAAUGGAUCCGCGAUUGGUCCGCUCACGAGCCCCUUCCUCGGGCUGGCCAUCUACGGGUUCGACUUUGCGCCGCAGAUUCCGGUCAUCAUGCAGUGGCUGAUGCGGGUGUCCUUUAUCCGCGGCGGCAUCGUGUCCGUCGUGCUGGUCGUGUUCGGUUACGACCGGCAGCGGCUCGAUUGCAACGAAAUGUACUGUCACUUUGACGACCCGAAGGUUCUGCUGCACUACGUGCGGAUAGACAACACGAAUCUCCUCUUCGAGCUGAGCAUCCUGAUUUCGAUGACGCUGUUCUACCGACUGCUGUGCUACCUCAGCCUCAGGAGACGGUUCUACAAGUGAAGCGUGCAGAACUGAGCAGUGCAACAAUUCAAUGACCCAAAUGUGAUCAAAUUUUAGCUAGUAUAGAGAAACGUAGGAAUAGGAAGAAACACCGUUUUUACUCGGGUAACGUUUUUAGGAAGGUAGCCGUAACCGUUUUAAGCAAUAGCAUUAGAGCAGUAACAUUCCAAGAGGGCAAAACUGAGGUAGCAGCACAGUUCGUUUUCUUUUAGGACCAAAAAA
Culex quinquefasciatus (southern house mosquito) is the source of this 3248-nucleotide messenger RNA. Its product is annotated as ATP-binding cassette sub-family G member 4. NCBI's taxonomy places the organism in Eukaryota, Metazoa, Arthropoda, Insecta, Diptera, Culicidae. Gene Ontology annotation, molecular function: ATP binding; ATP hydrolysis activity; ABC-type transporter activity. The record is from RefSeq and is a predicted model, not a curated record. Gene Ontology annotation, cellular component: plasma membrane.